AUGGCCGAAGACAACUCUUCUAACGUUCUUUUCACAGAGAAGCUAUCAAAAAAUUGUAGGCGCAGUCGCACAAGAUUCACAAAAGAGCAACUGAAAAUCCUUGUCAAUGCCUUUAACCAAAAACCAUACCCUGACUAUGCUACCAGACAAAAGCUCGCUUCCGAAAUCAACACUGAAGAGUCAAGGAUCCAGGUUUGGUUUCAGAAUCGAAGAGCUCGACAUCGAUUCCAGAAAACACCAGAGCUUAAGGAAGCUUUAGAAUCAAGCCAAGGCCAUGGAGAAAACUGUCCUCAAGAAGAGACUCAAAACCCACCCUCCCCAGAUCUUUAUACUCUACAAAGAAAAUCCAGACGGUGUCGUAUCAACUACAGCUCCUCUCAAUUGCACACCCUCAUCAAGGCAUUUAUGAGCAACCCUUACCCAGGAAUUGAUUCCAGAGAACAACUUGCCAAAGAAAUUGGGGUUCCUGAGUCAAGAAUCCAAAUUUGGUUUCAAAACCGGAGAAAUAUCCAGAGAAAAAGGAAAUCUAAUGAGCUCUUAGAACAAGACCCAGGGGAAGAACACUGAGACUGCUUCAAGUCUUUCAAGAAAUCUACCUUUUCACCGAGAGUUCAAGAUAAACCUUCAAGAAACAGUAAACAGGACUUCAGAAGGCAAAUACAAGAGAAACUACACAGUCUGACUGACCCAUCCUGGUUUCAAAAUUCAUCAGACAUCGAGACAAUGCAAAUGAAUCUAUUAGGAGCCAGUGUUGUGAUGCCGGAGUAAAGCCACACCUAUGCCAGCAUUCCAUAAGAGCACCAGUUCAAGUGCCAGCUGCUCCUCUUCAGAUCCAGCUCCCUGCUAACGUGCCUGAGAAAGCAGCAGAGGAUGGCUCAAGGGCUUGGGCCCAUGCCUUCCAUA
Molecule: messenger RNA, 903 nt
Organism: Lepus europaeus (European hare)
Lineage: Eukaryota; Metazoa; Chordata; Mammalia; Lagomorpha; Leporidae
Product: double homeobox protein A-like
Exons: 1
Coding region: 1-567 (188 amino acids)
Biological process (GO): regulation of DNA-templated transcription
Molecular function (GO): DNA binding; DNA-binding transcription factor activity, RNA polymerase II-specific
Source: RefSeq, a predicted model, not a curated record